This is a messenger RNA of Vespa velutina, 2685 nucleotides long. RefSeq lists its product as uncharacterized. Lineage: Eukaryota; Metazoa; Arthropoda; Insecta; Hymenoptera; Vespidae. Gene Ontology annotation, cellular component: plasma membrane. The record is from RefSeq and is a predicted model, not a curated record. Gene Ontology annotation, molecular function: odorant binding; olfactory receptor activity. The transcript has 14 exons. Bases 43 to 2577 code for a protein of 844 amino acids. Gene Ontology annotation, biological process: detection of chemical stimulus involved in sensory perception of smell; sensory perception of smell.
AAAAGAAUCAGUUCCUGAUAGGACGUUGUCACAAGAACGAACAUGACGACCAUUAAUAGAGUUUCGCAAGUGGAGUACGCUUGCGGAUGGAACUUCUACACGAUGAAAUUCAUGGGUAUAUGGCCAGAGGAAAGAAAGUUCGAUCGAAUCUCGAGCUACAAAGUAUUAAUAGGGAUUAUCUUCAUCCUCUCAUUCUGCACUAUACCUCAGUACAUACUACUCUAUUAUGAUCGACGUGAUUUCGACUUGGUUAUAGAAAAUCUAUCUUUAGACACCAUAAAUGGAACGAUCUCAUUCGUAAAGAUGAUCUUCUUCUGGUUUAACGGAGGACUCUUAUCAAUUGUUUCCAUUGAAGCAAUAAAAGAUCUUCUCCGCGCAAUGGAGGAAGAUUGGAAGGAAGUAUCUACGAAGGAAGAUGAAACGAAAAUGAUGAAAUAUGCAAAAUUCAGCAAGAAUCUAGCUAUGAGUGCAACCCUUAUCUGUUAUGCUGUCAUCGUUAUAUAUACUAUCAAGAGAUGCCUAUCGAUGCGUACCGAGGGUCGUCUUCUAUUCUUCCCUGCGUAUUUUCCAUUUGAGACUAUGACUAGUCCAACAUUCGAAUUUAAGUUCAUCGGUCAAAUGAUAGGUACAACUUAUUAUACAGUAAUGUAUACGUCAGUGGAUACUUUCUUAGCCAUGUUGAUCCUUCACGUGUGUGGACAACUUUCGAGACUACAAAACGUUCUCGUCAAUUUGAAUUCCGCUACGAGACAAGAAUUUCAAAUCAAAUUAAGUUACAUCGUAAAAAGGCACGAUUAUUUGAACAGAUUCAUCGAUACGAUAGAGGACCGAUUCAAUUUAAUGCUCCUCUUUCAAAUACUCGCUUGCACCGUGCAACUCUGUAUGGAAUGUUUUCAAGGACUUUUGUUAAUGGUCAGUGGAAAAAUGCAAGUAGUAGAGAUUGGAUUCUUCGCACUCUACAUCUCUUACGUUCUACUUCAAUUAUAUCUCUACUGCUACGUCGGUGAAAAACUUUGGUCCGAGAGUACCGAACUUGCUACUGCCGCAUACGAAUGUAAAUGGUACGAUUUACUACCGAACGAGGCUAGAUGCCUGAUAUUGAUAAUUCGUCGAGCACGAUCACCUUUGCGUCUGACAGCAGGAAAAUUCUUUACUUUAAAUCAUGAACUUUACAGCAGCGUUUUGAAGACGACAAUACUCGACGUCUACGAGAGCACUAGUCCGUGGUCAAACAUUUCCGACAUGAAUUUAAUAAAUAAUAAAUAUGGUAUUACCCUAGCUUUUGUUAGGGCAUGCGCUAUGAAAGUUACCGAACUUAUGCUUCUCGAAAUAAGAAAGGAACCGCCCGGAAACAGUUCUUGGUACGUUCUUGUCGCAAAAGCCUACAUGGAUAAAAGUCGAGUGGAUGAUAAAAAAAGUUCACACGUCCAUUACGCUUGUGGCUGGAACAUCUACAGCAUGAGAUUCAUGGGGCUUUGGCCGGAUGAGAAGUUGAUCAGCCCAUCGAAGAACAUAAAAGUUUUCUCCGCGAUAUUUUUCAUGUUUUUUUUCGUAAGCUUACCGCAAACGAUAAAUCUUUUCUUCAUAUGGGGUGACUUCGAUCUGGUCGUAGAAAAUCUAUCUAUGGAUAACAUGACCAUUUCUAUUGCGAUUCUGAAGACCAUGGCUUUUUGGUUUAAUGGAAAAUCCCUGAAAGGACUGUUAAACUUCAUGGAAAAGGAUCGCAAAGAAGCUACGAAAGAAGAUGACGUUAAAAGGAUGAUGAUAGUAGCUGAAAUCUCAAGAAAAAUAACCAUAACGGCCAACAUAAUGUGUAACAGCCUCGUCGUUUUUUACGCCAUAAUGCAUUUGGCAACAAAUUAUGCGAGCGUCCGUGGACUCUUCUUCCCAGCCUAUUUUCCAUGGGAAACGAAACCCAGUCCAAAUUACGAAUUAAUCUUCUUCGGACAGUUAAUGGGCUCCUUUUAUGCUUGCGCUACUUAUUCCGUGGUCGACACAUUUGUCGCUACUCUGGUUUUACACGUUUGCGGACAAUUGGCUAAUCUGAGGCACGAGCUAAUUAAUUUGCGAAGGGAAACGAAUAAUGAAUUUCAGGCAAAGUUAGGACGCAUCGUGAAGAAACACGAAUACCUUAACGGAUUCACAGAAACGAUUGAAAAUUGCUUCAACAUUAUGUUACUGAUUCAGAUGUUAGGAUGUACCAUAACACUCUGCUUGGAAAGCUUUCAAACGCUCGAAUCUCUAACAGGUGAAAAGGAUAAAUUCUUUCUAUUGGAACUCGGAUGCGCAGCAUUCUACGUCUGUUAUAUCCUAAUUCAACUUUAUCUCUAUUGUUACGUGGGCGAGAGACUUCUUUCAGAGAGUACAGAAAUGGCGACUGCUGCCUACGAAUGCGAAUGGUACAAUUUGUCACCGAACGAAACAAAAUGUCUCAUACUGAUCAUGCGCCGCGCGAGAUCGCCCUUGCGCAUUACAGCUGGAAAAUUUUGUUCCUUCAAUCACGAGCUUUUCAGCGAAGUCGUUAGAACAUCAAUGGGUUAUUUAUCGGUUCUCUACGCAGUGAAGACCGAAGAAUAAAAAUAAACAUACAAUGUCUGUAAACAAAAUAUUAUAAUUAUUGUAAAGUCUAGUAAUAUUGUUCGAAUAAUAACUAGGCAAACAAAAUAAAAUCAAUGUGUAUUUCUG